This is a messenger RNA of Histoplasma mississippiense, 378 nucleotides long. RefSeq lists its product as hypothetical. The record is from RefSeq and is a predicted model, not a curated record. Gene Ontology annotation, biological process: tRNA methylation; rRNA (guanine-N7)-methylation; peptidyl-glutamine methylation. The transcript has 3 exons. Gene Ontology annotation, molecular function: protein heterodimerization activity. The coding region runs from base 1 to 378 and encodes 125 amino acids. NCBI's taxonomy places the organism in Eukaryota, Fungi, Ascomycota, Eurotiomycetes, Onygenales, Ajellomycetaceae.
AUGAAAAUCCUCACUGCAAACUUCCUAACUUGCGCCGUAAAGGCUUGCAAGGCCUCCCCAGCUUCUUUCCCCCUCCACUUCUCUGAUGCAGAACUCAAGCAGGAAGAGACAGAGUUCCAAGCAGAUUUCCUACGCAAUAUCCUACCGCGGAUAGACUGGGACGCAUUGGUAGUGACAGCAGGUGAGCUCGGCUUUACCUCCAUAGCAUCCUCAAAACUCGAAGAUGGCGCUCUGGCGGAUGAGCGAUUACAUGAGCUGCACCGAUUCCUGCUCGAAACACAUGUAGUGGAGGGUAAGCUGGUGUGUGGCAACUGCGGGCACGAGUAUCAGAUCAAAGAAGGAAUUCCAAAUUUCUUGUUACCGAGCCAUCUUGUUUGA